UAAGAGCGGCGGCUCAAUCCCACCUCGAGUCUGAAAGCUAUCGCGGGGAGCGGGCAGCGCGGUCUCCGGGCAUCUCUCCGGAGUCCGUCCCGUCUUCUGCCGCCAUGAAGCGCCAGUCGCCUGCUGGGCAGAGUUGCAUCAGCCGCCGCCGCCGCCUUCUCCUGCCGCUGCUGCUCCUGCUCUUCCUCCACCUGGCCGGCGCUGAACUCGGGUCGUGUUGCCCGCCUGCUCCGUCCGGCCGCGGGGCGCUACUCUCGUUGCCCAGGAAACAUUGGGACUCAAACCACCGUUCUACCUGGCUUCCGAAGAGGCUGUCGAAAAAGAAUGGGCUGUCUUGGCUGGCUCAAAAGCAGCCUGGGAAGGCAGACAGCCUGCUUCCCCUCCGAGAGGUCCCCAGGCCCAGAUUGGACCCCCUGCAGCUUGGCUAUGGUCCUCUGCCUUGGCCCGCACUGAUGCCAGCCCUUCAUCGAAAGCGCCGCGCUGCCCAACUAAUGCGUGUGGGUUGUGCUUUGGGCACUUGCCAAGUGCAAAAUCUCAGCCACCGCCUUUGGCAGCUGAAGGGCCAGUUGGGACGCCAGGAUUCCUCUCCCAUCAGUCUCCAUAGUCCCCACAGCUAUGGCUGAAGGCAGAGAGUGAUGGCAGGACCGGAAAGGCACCUACUCCUUACCCUGAACAUUUCCAGCAGCCCUCUCUUCCUCGACACCUGCCAUGCCGCUCACUGGUCUUCCUGCUGGACCUACAUAUGGGCUUUCUCCUGGUGGGUGGGCUGGGAUAUGGGCCUUGAAAUAAAGCCAACGUGGGGAGGGGGCUGCUGCUGGAGAGGCCUAAGAGAAGCCUCAAUUGUCAUCUCUCAGGAGGUGCACUGGGUGUGGCUGUACAAUAGCCUUGCUUCAUCCUUCAUACUGGCAAGAGGAAGAUGAAGGUUUAUCAAUACAUGGGAUCAUUUCAUAUUAUCACUGGUAGUGUCAUAGGAGAACCAGCUUUGGCUUUCAGUGAAUGAAUUCUCUUCCCUGCACGCAUUCUCAAAACUAAUAAAAUGAUCUAAGCAUGGAUUUUAUCUCUGUGUGCACCACCUCAAAGCUUGGGGCUGUAAGAGAGGAUGAACCCUGUCAAAAAGGAGGCAUCCCUCCCCCUCAGAAUGGCUCAUGCGGGGGUGCUGCUAUUGCCUAGGUAACAUGUAAGUGUGCAGCUGUGCAAGUGUGCUCUGUGAGAAAGUGAGACUGGCUGGCUUGCAAGAGAGGGUGUGCACCUCAGUCCCUUCUUUCUGGCUUUGGUGCCUCACUUGAAUUCAUCAGGCUUCACCCCCUCCCCAGGGGUAUGGAUGAGGGUUAAUGCAAGGUGCAUUUCAAACCCAGAGCUGUUCCUUGGGUCACUUGGUAUGCAGCUUUUUCUCCCAACUGCCAUGUGAAGGUAGAAUUGUGUGUGGAACUGCCCCAGCAAAAUAAGCUCAAUUAGUGAUCUGAUUAGUGACUGGAGUCCAGUGCAGGUGAUUGUCUCUUCCAGGCACCAAAAAGCAACUGCAGGCAGUUUUCCAUAACAAAACCUGCCCCGGGAAAAAUGGAAUAUUGAAUCUUAAUAAAAGAUGUAAAGGUAA
Molecule: messenger RNA, 1594 nt
Organism: Ahaetulla prasina
Lineage: Eukaryota; Metazoa; Chordata; Lepidosauria; Squamata; Colubridae
Gene: ADM2
Product: adrenomedullin 2
Exons: 2
Coding region: 105-623 (172 amino acids)
Biological process (GO): adenylate cyclase-activating G protein-coupled receptor signaling pathway; regulation of systemic arterial blood pressure; positive regulation of heart rate
Cellular component (GO): extracellular region
Molecular function (GO): hormone activity
Source: RefSeq, a predicted model, not a curated record